Dalotia coriaria is the source of this 606-nucleotide messenger RNA. RefSeq lists its product as uncharacterized. NCBI's taxonomy places the organism in Eukaryota, Metazoa, Arthropoda, Insecta, Coleoptera, Staphylinidae. The record is from RefSeq and is a predicted model, not a curated record. Bases 1 to 606 code for a protein of 201 amino acids. The transcript has a single exon.
AUGCCGCCGAACUAUUUAGACCAGUGUUGGGAGGACCUAACAAACAAAUUAAAUUCCUGCGGUAACGGUCCAGUUCUAAUAAGCGAUCAAUGGAAGAAAAGGUUCGGCGAUUGGAAGUACUGCAUCCGUGCGAAAUGCAAAAAGGUGAUCGCCUACCGGAAGGCUACGGGUGGUGGCCCACCUGGUUGUAUGACGAUGACGACAUUGGAGAAGCGGGGAAUGGCAGCCUGGGGGAUGACCGAACUUACCGAAAUUGAAGAGGUCCCUCUGGAAGAUUCGGAGGAACCCAAGGCGGAGUCAAAAACUCCAAGUAUUUUGGCUGCAAUGCUUCAAUGCGAAUCACCAACAAUAGCGACCGCCAAUCCCCAAUCCGAUACCCACCAAAAAAGUGACCAGAGCACACCAUCAGAAAUGACCAAAUCUACACAGACGGAGUUAACCACCUGCACAGAUUCAACUGACGCGACACGGGCGACAGUGGCUAUUCAGGCACUAGGUGAGCGGAUAGAUAGACUCGUAGUGGCGUUGGAGAAGCUGCCCGACGUUGAUAGGCUCACAGUGGCCAUUGAAAAGCUGGCCAACGUUGUAAAUACAUUAGCAAAAUAA